AUGGUUUAUGUCGUGUUCUCUUCAAAUCCUCGGGUUGAAGUGGAUGGAUCCAAGACCAUCAAAGAUGCCAUCGAUCUAGUAAAGCCCCCUGGCGAUCAUAAACGUGUUGGUAGGUUCUUGAAUUUGACUUACGUUUAUACCUAAAUGAUUUAUGUUAUUUGUAGUCAUAUUUUUUAUUUAGCUGUAUUUUUCCGAGGGAAUAAACUCUCCGAUGAACAAGUGAUUGGUAAUAUCACUGGGUUGAAGCCUCAUCAUUCUCUCCGAGUCUUAUAUGAUGUCACACAGCAAGAAAGUGAUCCAAUGGAUACGAAUACGAUUGACAACCAACUUCUUCAGUCGUUGGAGAACACAAGUGAAGCUGAACUGCAGAAAGUAUGUGUCUAUCUAAUCUAACCUUUCAUUCAUAGAGUAUGACAAGAUGGUUUGUUUUUAGAUUUCCGACAUCAUUUCCAAACUAGAUUUCAAACGUACUUUUGCCCUAAAGAACCCGAAGAUAACCGAUAAUCCGAUUUUGAUUAAUCUCCUGGCAGAUUUUACACAGUGGAAGGAGGGGAUUAAACGAUAUCCAGAACUAGUUCCAUAUAUCCGUCAAGUUUUGGACAACGCACUUCCCAAAGACACUUUUGGCCGCCUUUUCAACCCCGCCGGUCCUUCCUUAACCCGGCCUCAACCCAAUUUGUUUGGGGCUCCUCAACCUCCCAAUAGAAUCACUGCAGAAUCCCUUCAAGAUGCUUUUGCUUCUGUUAUGAACAACUUAUCUGCUCCAACCGCAGCUGCUCCUUCCGUUCUUGUCCCCCCGGCUCCCCAAAUUCCUCCACCUGCGACUCCGGAGAAUCCUUUGGAAAGAUUCAGAAGUCAGCUGGACCAAUUCCACGAAUUCGGAUUCUUCGAUGACGACGAGAAUGUCCAAUACCUAGUGGUGACCAAUGGAAAUUUCGAGGCCGCCCUCGAACUCUUGAUCCGAUCCCGGGAAGAAUAA
This is a messenger RNA of Bursaphelenchus xylophilus (pine wood nematode), 979 nucleotides long. The record is from the annotation of a GenBank genome assembly. Lineage: Eukaryota; Metazoa; Nematoda; Chromadorea; Rhabditida; Aphelenchoididae.